GCUGCAGAUCAUCUCAGGUGCGCCAAGGAAACUCAUCUCUUCUUUUCAUCUUUUACCAGAUUUGAGUUUUUCUACAAAAUGUCUGAAUCCGACAGCAGUGAUGAAGAAUUAGUUGAAAUACUUUUUCCUACACUGAUUGCUUUUAGUUUAGUGUCUCCGAAAAUCAUUCUCAACAAGCUCCAAGGAUUUGUCAGAAACAUCCAAUGGAGCACAAAGGAUGUAACUGAAUUAUUCAAAGCUCUUCUGGAGCGGUUUGAGUCAACAACACAAGACAGAUCACAUCUCUUCUCAUGGAUGUUGAACAUGUUGCAGUGUAUAGAGAUUAAUUACAUCACUCCAGGUUGGAAAAGUCAAACAGGAAAGACUCUUAUCCAGCUGGUCCGAGACAAGUCUGUAACAGAUGAACACCUUAAGAAAAAUGUUGCCGAUGCCCCGGAAAAGUCCCUGGACGAAAUCCUUGAGGAAAUCCGACAACAAAAGUUAAACCACAUUGACGACAACCUUUUGAAAGACGUGAGAGACAUUGUAUCAGCAGUUGAUGAGGAUCUGACUUCUCCUAGUGAUGGAUCACAGAGGAAUGACCUGAAAAAAGUAUUGCUAAAUCUUUGUAGGGCAGUGGAAGAAAGUCUGAAGUUCAGACCGCGACUGACACAGAUGGUGAGCUGGUGUAUAAUGGCUCUUUCCAAAACAGGGCAGUUAAUUCAGGUUGGCACUGGAGAGGGAAAGUCAUGUAUAAUUGCAAUGUUUGCAGCUUUUCGAGCUUUGAAAGGAGAAGAAGUAGACAUCUUCACUAGUUCACCAGUUCUUGCAGAAAGAGAUUUUUUAGAAUGGAAAGGGUUUUAUGAUGUGUUGAAGAUCAGAGUCAACUGCAAUACCAACAAACAAGUUGAACACUUAAAAGAGUGCUACGAGUGUAACGUGGUAUAUGGUACUGCUGAGGCAUUUGCUGGACAUUGGCUAGGCAAGCGCUUUGAAAGAAUAGACACAUUUGAGCAAAGGAAAAUCCAGUGUGCAAUAGUGGAUGAAGUAGAUUCCUUGAUGCUAGAUAAAGGUAAUCACUUUGUCUAUAUAGCCAGCGAUAUGCCUGCUUUGCAACAUCUCAAUCCACUCCUGGCAUUCAUAUGGACGACUGCAAAAAAAUACAGUAAUGGCUUUUGUCACUACAUUUAUUCUGAUACAGAGAGUAAGGUAAGGGCUGCAGAAGAAGAAAUAAAACAUGCUCUGCAUUUUACACCUUGUGAGCUCAACGAAGAUCGAAUAGCGUGUUAUGUCCCAGGUUUCCUUGCAGAUCUGGUCAACUCCAAACUAAAGGUUUGGAUUGAAAAUGCAUUCAAAGCACAGACCAUGACAGAAGAUCGUGAAUAUACCCUCGAGAAACAUGGGAUAGUGCCUGUUGACUACAGCUCCACAGGUGUUGUUGAAAACUUCAGGGUAAUGCCAGAUGGACUACAGCAGUUUCUUGAGAUGAAACAUAAGUACAAGCUGAGUGACAUGACGGCCAUCACAAACUAUAUGUCCAAUGUGGGCCUUUUUAUGAAGUACAAAGAUCAGAUCUUUGGGAUUUCUGGAACUCUUGGCCAACAAGCAGAGACUGACACUUUGGAGAAAAUCUAUGAUGUCAAGACCUGUCAGAUACCUGCUUUCAAACGCAGAAAGCUGUUUGAGGUUGAAGGAGUGAUUGUAAGUGACGAAGAAGAAUGGAUUGAGGAAAUCUGUAAUGUUGUAUUGGCAGAAACAAACCCAACUCCAUAUAGGGCUCAAAGAGCUGUGUUGGUCAUUUGUGAGACCAUCCAACAAGCAAAGGACCUUGACCUUGCUUUAAAAAAUAAAGUCCCGGACAAAAAGCUUUACACAAGCAACAACAUAGACAAUACUGCAAUUUUCAAAAAGAAGCUUGAAGCAGGAGAGGUCAUUAUAGCAACAAAUCUUGCUGGAAGAGGGAUGGACCUUCAGGUUUCUGACCAGGUAAAGAGAGCUGGAGGUUUGUUCGUUCUGCAGACCUUUCUGCCCGUGAAUGCUCGUGUGGAGGCGCAGGCAUUUGGCCGUACUGCAAGACAAGGAUCUCCUGGGUCUGCCCAGCUCAUUAUCUGCUCCAGCCCCCUGCCAGAACCACUCAAAUUGUUGGCUUUGAUGGGCGAACUUCAAACUUUAAUGGAGAACGUCACCAAUGUCUUGCCACUUUGCUUUUCGAUGCAAUUGAGGUCCUAUCAAGAAAGCCCGAGCUAUGAGCAAGCUAAUGAAAUGUCUUCAACUCUGACACAUAUUUUGACUGAAAACUCAAAUUCACCGAUAAAGACAGUUAAAGAGGUCAGAGAUGAUUUAGUGGCUAAAGAACUAGCUAGCUUCUCAGAGUGUGAAAUACCAAACAUAAAGAAGAAGGAAUCGCUCUUCAAACAGUAUCUGGACACACUAGAUAAAGAGUACCAAAUCAGUAACAACAAGCCAGCAGCUUCAGAUGUGUCUGCACUCAAUGAAUUCUGGGGUAUUUGGCUCCUCACAAACUUCAAUGAGAACGAAUCCACCUCAAACUUAGAAAACAAACUAGGGGAAGACUUGGAAACAGCCAGGCAAAAACUCAGACGGAGAGAAUCGCCCUCUUCAAACCUGCACCACUACACUGCAUUUGGCAACGAACUGCGCAAAAGGGGGCAACUUGCAGAUAGUAUCAUGAUGUACACUAAGGCCAUACAGGAGGACCACUGUUGGGCAGCAAUCGCAUAUUACAACCGUGCUUUUGCAUCUUUAUCCCAGCAAGAGAGACAACAGGAUCCAAACUGCAUCGAUCAAGCUCUGGAAGAUUUGCAAAAUGCACUCAAGUCGGUUGAGCUCCACUGUGAACAAAUUAAGUUCACUUAUAUAUACUCCAAAGAUAUCAUGGACCUCUGCAGCGAUUCAGUCGACCGAUUUGACUCUCACAUGUCAACCAGACACCUGGUGUUGCAGUGUUUCAAAAGUAACAUUAAUGAGGCCAUAAAGAAGCUGGAAAGGGCAAAACUGUUUGGUAGUACGGUUAAAUUGGAAGAGAGUCUAUUACACUUCAUGGUUCCAGCAGUCCAUCUUCUGCCCUGGGUAGUCCUUUCGACACAAUCACUGCCUCUGAUCCGCUCCGGAGACCCUCUGAAGUUGUACCAGCUAAUUAGCCAUCGCGACUAUGACAUUCACAUUGAACUCAUGCGUCUUCAAAAUCUGGGCCUGACUCAUGUCUAUACCUUGGACACAAUGUUCUCUCUGGGUGGCUUUUUCUCAAAGAUACUAAGACUUUAA
Messenger RNA from Trematomus bernacchii (emerald rockcod), 3264 nucleotides. RefSeq names its product protein translocase subunit SecA-like. Gene Ontology annotation, biological process: protein targeting; protein import. The coding region runs from base 79 to 3264 and encodes 1061 amino acids. Gene Ontology annotation, molecular function: protein binding; ATP binding; ABC-type protein transporter activity. Gene Ontology annotation, cellular component: membrane. The transcript is spliced from 2 exons. NCBI's taxonomy places the organism in Eukaryota, Metazoa, Chordata, Actinopteri, Perciformes, Nototheniidae. The record is from RefSeq and is a predicted model, not a curated record.